Molecule: messenger RNA, 1427 nt
Organism: Biomphalaria glabrata
Lineage: Eukaryota; Metazoa; Mollusca; Gastropoda; Planorbidae
Exons: 3
Coding region: 147-458 (103 amino acids)
Source: RefSeq, a predicted model, not a curated record
GAAAUACCCGUUCUUAUAUCAAAUGUAUUAAUUUGUGUCUUGUGUCGUGGAUGCAAGACUAAAUAACUUUCCGCACGUUGUAUGUUCAUUGUGUGUAGUGUAGAUUGUUUUACUUUUGGUGGAGCACAGUGCAAUAGACACAAGUCAUGGAUGGCAGUAAUUAUGCAGCUGAGACAAGCGCUGAGGGCUACAUAAAAGCCACAGUUAUCUACCCUAACGGCACAAAGAACUGCAGACAAUUACCUUUGAUGGAUGAAGAUGGAGAUGACAUGAAGAUCUCAGAGAUUAAAAAAAUGUUGUUUGACAAGCUACCAGACCACAACCCCGAGGACUACAACUUGGUGCUCUUCAAAGAGGAAGGAAGGUUCAUUGCUGCCGACACUGAAGGGAUUACCGACUACUUUGACCAGAUCUACAAGGACAAGUACACAAUCACAUUUGAGAAGAGAGAGGAUUAAAGACAAGCUGAAACAAAACUAUACAUAAAAAGAGACAAAGUAUUAUUGUUUGAACGAAAGAGAUGAUCUUACAAUAGAAACUCAAAGAUUGAAAGUUGUGUGGUAUUAUAGUGUACUUCUCCACGAGUUACAAAAAAACACAAAAAAAGCUGUUGAAUGUAUCAACACAUAUUUUUUUUAAAGCUUAUUGCUUCUUGAUCAUUUUUUUUUGCUAUCAAGUCGUAUUUAAUUUGAUCUUUUAUAUUUUCUUGUCUUUUCUAAGCGAAAUAGUUGUCUUUUCUCUUACUAAUCAACAUAAAUUUAAAAUAUUUCGCUUAAGUAUUUUUUUAUUGUCUGCUUCCUUUACAAGCAUUGAGAUCUAGCACAUGUAUCACUAUCGCUAUUACAGACAUCUAUCAACAGAGCCACUUCAUCCUGUAUCAUACGUGUCGGUAUCACUAUGUCUCAGCGUCUCUAUUGUUACAGAGUCAGUCGUCAGAGACAGCUGGGUGAUAUGUCCAUUCAAUUUACACACCAGGAACUCCCAUGUAUACCACUGCUGCCUUACCCUGUCCUCAAAGUAGUUGUACAUAAUUAAAAAUUAUAUUAAUGUAUUAAUUAAAUAAGUAUGAAGUACUUCUCUCAUACUUGGCCAUCUUUAGGGCAGGUGAUGGAAAUGACAUUCCAAAGUAAACAUGCCAGUGUAUUGGGCCCUCUUUCUUUACUGCUCUACUGAAUAGAAACUGUUGUAUUGUGUAUGUGCAUAGCUUAUGAACUCACUGUAACGUGCACUAUGCAACUAAAAUACAACUUUUAAUUACAUCCUUUGGUGAAGUAGAAAUGAAGACGCAUAAAAAAAACAUUUUUUUAAUCUGUGUGUCAUUUAUUGCUGAGAGCUGUUAAACUGUGUUGUUAAGUAAACUACAUAUAAUAUGUUGUAUUUUAAAUGUUCAUUUGUCAAGCAAUAAACAUUUCUUGUAGUCCCAUGAA